Messenger RNA from Amoebophrya sp. A25, 699 nucleotides. Lineage: Eukaryota; Dinophyceae; Syndiniales; Amoebophryaceae. The record is from the annotation of a GenBank genome assembly.
GCUUCAGUUGUCUAUUGACAGUAUCACCAUCUUCACCCCAAGUGGCGUCGAAGAUCCUUGCUUGCAACAAGGUGAAGACACCAGGAGAGACCAAGAAGAGGAGAUAUUGGCUGAUAGUCCGGUUGGACGACAUCCGGGUGAUAGCGACGUCGCACCUCGCAACAGCCCCGGUGAUAGGAUACGCAUAGAGCAGCAGCAGCUCGACGAUGCCGCAAUGGCACUUUGCGAGAAACUUGCUACAGCAACCGCCGGUCCUUGUGCUAAUCUGUUGAAUUUGGCGGAUAUUGUCGUAAGCGGGAAAGUAGAAGACUAUUCCCGUGGGAACUUGCCGACAGCUACUAGUCUUGAAGCUGGUACAAGUGGAAGGAACAAGAGCAGACAUGCCUCGGCAGUGCGGAUGGGAGCACAACGGAACAAAAGCUGUGCCAAUGCGGAUCGAGAGGAGAAACCUACUUCUUCACACGUUGACGCCAAAAUGAAUCGUCCUCCAACCUCAUCUAUUGGUUAUUUUCCCGUGCUCCUAGGGCUAGGACACGACGAACAAGAAGAUCAUGAUGCUGUCGUGGUCAACCACACGCAACAACUAGGCCAAUUUUAUCGUACACCAGUUUUACCCGGACCUUUGCGUCGAAGAGCGGCUAUUGAUGAAAAAGCGUUAGCGCGCGGAGGAAACAACGCUUUAGUUCGCGACAAAAAAUU